This is a messenger RNA of Scatophagus argus, 2207 nucleotides long. RefSeq names its product tyrosinase (gene tyr). Lineage: Eukaryota; Metazoa; Chordata; Actinopteri; Scatophagidae. The record is from RefSeq and is a predicted model, not a curated record. Bases 179 to 1801 code for a protein of 540 amino acids. Gene Ontology annotation, biological process: melanin biosynthetic process; pigmentation. The transcript has 5 exons. Gene Ontology annotation, molecular function: tyrosinase activity.
GUAAUUCUCUGUGCUCAGCCUAAAAAUCUGAAGUAACUUUGAAGCCGUGAACCUACUCCUGUGUCCUGCUUUUGCUUGUCAGCUGCAUCGUCUGUGAGGGCAUCAGGUUCUGCUCUGUCCAUCUUUUCAGGAGGAGAUCCCCCUGCAGUUAAGACUGGAGCUCAUCUCACUUUUCACCAUGAGGAGCCUGUAUGUGUCUAUAGUUCUGCUGCAGCUCAUUGGGACUUCUUUAUGCCAAUUCCCUCGCCCCUGUGCCAACUCAGAGGGACUACGGACCAAAGAGUGUUGCCCUGUGUGGGAUGGUGAUGGCUCAGCUUGUGGCGCCCUGUCAGGUCGUGGUUUUUGCACUGAGGUGGAGGUCUCAGAGGAGCCCUAUGGGCCCCAGUACCCACACAGUGGAAUCGAUGACAGAGAACGUUGGCCUUUAGCUUUCUUCAACCGGACGUGUCGUUGCGCUGGAAACUAUGGAGGCUUUGACUGUGGUGAAUGCAAGUUUGGUUACUGGGGUUCAAACUGUGCCGAGUACAGGGAAUCCGUGCGCAGGAACAUCAUGACCCUGUCAGCUGCAGAGCAACAGAAGUUUAUCUCUUAUCUCAACCUGGCCAAGAACACCAUCAGCCGUGACUAUGUGAUCUCCACAGCAACGAGAGCAGAGAUGGGUGAAAAUGGUGAGAACCCCAUGUUCUCUGACAUCAACACCUAUGACCUGUUUGUCUGGAUGCAUUACUACGUGUCCCGGGACGCCUUCCUGGGUGGGCCAGGGAACGUAUGGAGAGACAUAGACUUUGCCCAUGAAUCUGCAGCGUUUCUUCCGUGGCACCGUGUCUACCUGCUUCACUGGGAGAAUGAGAUAAGGAAGCUGACGGGAGAUUUCAACUUCACCAUACCAUACUGGGACUGGAGGGAUGCCCAGUCCUGUGAGGUGUGCACCGAUGCUCUGAUGGGUGGCCGCAGCUCCUUCACUCCUAACCUCAUCAGUCCUGCUUCAGUCUUCUCCUCAUGGAAGGUGAUCUGCACCCAGCCAGAGGAGUACAACAACCGAGAGGCUUUGUGUAAUGCUACCGGGGAGGGUCCGCUGUUGCGUAACCCAGGCAAUCAUGAUCCAAACCGCGUGCCACGACUCCCCACAACAGCUGAUGUGGAGCUUGUUGUAGGCCUCUCGGAGUACGAGACGGAACCCAUGGACCGAUUCGCCAACAUGAGCUUUAGAAACGCAAUAGAGGGUUUUGCUGAUCCAGAGACGGGUUUUGCAGUGCCAGGCCAGAGCACCAUGCACAACGCCUUGCACCUCUUCAUGAACGGCUCCAUGUCCUCAGUGCAGGGUUCAGCCAAUGACCCCAUAUUUCUGCUGCACCAUGCUUUCAUCGACAGCAUCUAUGAGCGGUGGCUCAGGAGACACCAGCCUCUCCGGACCAGUUACCCACGUGCCAAUGCCCCCAUUGGUCACAAUGAUGGUUACUACAUGGUGCCCUUCCUGCCUCUCUAUAGAAAUGGAGACUACUUCCUGUCCAACAAGGUUCUAGGAUAUGAGUACGCUUAUCUUUUGGACCCUGGCCAGAGGUUUGUUCAGGAGUUCCUGACGCCUUACCUCCAGCAGGCCCAGCAGAUCUGGCAGUGGCUCCUGGGAGCCGGGAUCCUCGGGGCGCUGAUCGCCACAGUCAUCGUUGCACUGCUUGUUGUUGCAAGAAGGAAGUGGAAGCGCAGCCAGAGAAGGAAGAGGGCGUCAAGCUAUGGAGAGAGACAGCCACUACUGCAAAGCAGCUCAGAGGAAGGCUCAUCUUCGUAUCAGACCACUCUGUAACACUCACAGAUAACCUGCAUACAGCUGUAUAUGAAAGAACAAAAUAUUAGGGACACUUGCAUGAAGAAACUGAAUGACAUGAAUCUUUUCACAAGACUAUAUUGGUUUGUCUGAUGUCCCAAAAUAAAUUAAUUUCAAUUUUAAAGUAACAGAUGAAGAUACAGAUGGGUUAAUGAAGCAUGUUUAAAAGGAAAACAUAAUUUCCCAUCAUUGUAUCUAGAAGGUAGUCGUGUGUGGUGUCCUUACCUUUGUGAUAUUUAAUGCUGUGACUUGUUCCCCCUCUGUGCAGUUAAGGUGAAGCAAAUUUCAUUUGUGGUUAUCAUAGCACUGAAAAGUCUCAGUAACAUCACUUCAAGUGUAUCUCAGAUAUGUUAAGGAGAUUUAAAAGGUGAUUGUGGGUGAGGAG